GCGUUAGUUCUUUUGCUCGUAUAUCAAUACACUACAGCGCCAUGUUACCGGCACCGGCUGCCACGCUCUGCAUUUCUCUCGUUAAACUUUGCGAGCGUCUCAUUGCCGACGCUGGUCUCGCGUAGAAAAAGUGCAAGCCCAAGUGAGUGAACUCAGUUAAACUGGCGGGGGCAAUCGCCUUCCCCAAAAGCCGCGAGCGCAGCAUGGAGGAGCUCCAGCACAACGGGGUCGUCCUCAUCAAGUAUGAACCGCGCUCGAGGUGCAGAUCGUGGGACGACGUAGGGCCCGCGACCAAGAUGGACGCAGUGGUGGCGAACGCCAGCGCCGCGAGCCCGAGCGGCGUCGGCGUCGCUGGCGGCGUGGCCGCGCCGUCAUCGACCAACUCUCGACACCACCAUCACCACCACCACCAUCACCACCACCAUCACGCGACGCUGGAGUCCGCGAGGUCCAACAAUUCCGCGCAGUCGGCGAGGAGCGACGACUCCUGGUGCUCGGCCUCGGACCACGACCUGUCGUCCGACGACGAGAGCGAGAAGAGCAAUAUCAGUAUUAAAAGCAACUGUCAGCUGAGGAGCACGCUGCACAAGGCGCGCACGUUCUGCGACAAGUGGCGAGCUCAGAACAUGCGCAUCAGCGUGACCGGUGCCGGCGGCGGUGGCAGCAGCAGCAGUAGCAGCAGUUCCGGCGCCACCGGCGGUGGUGGCAAGAGCAGCGGCAACAGCGCGAGUGCACAGACGGGUCCCCCGGGAGGCGACGCCAUCGACGCGGCAUCGGCGAGCAACUGCGGAGGCCAAGGCCGGGCGUUGUCCAGGUGGUUCAGCAUGCGGCGCGGCUCGGCAUACCAGUACGACGUCGACUCGUCCUCGGAGACCAACUCGCUUGCCAGCCCCAUGAAGGUGCCGCAGAUGCCGCAACUCUGCGAGGUCGAGGAGGAGAGCGGGGCGAUGCAGUUCCAAUGUGUGCAGCAACGCCGGCAAGCGCCACCAUCGUUGCCACCCGCGCCGCCCAACCUCAGCGCUCAGCAGCUGAAGCGACGACACAUCGUCGCUGCCAUCGUGCAGUCGGAGAACAGCUACGUUGCCACACUCCAAAGGCUCGUCAAUGAUUACAAAAAGGAACUUGAAGACUCAUCGCCGUCAAUACUCAGCCAAUCGAAAAUAGCCACCCUAUUCCAUCGUCUUCCUGAAAUUCUACAAUGUCACACGCUGUUCCGCAUCGCAUUGGCAGAGAGCGUGCGCUCAUGGGACAAGGACGAGAAGUUGGGCGACGUGUUCGUGGCGAGUUUCAGCAAAGCUGUUGUACUCGACAUCUACAGCGGUUUCAUCAACAACUUCUCCGUGGCCAUGGACCUCGCCAAGCAAGAAUCCAAGCGUAAAACUGCCCUAGCUGACUUUUUCAAGGUCAAGCAGAUUCAAGCGCACGAUAGACUGUCGUUUUUCGGUUUGAUGGUCAAGCCUGUGCAGAGGUUCCCGCAGUUUAUACUGUUCUUGCAAGACUUGCUGAAACACACACCGCAGGGGCAUCACGAUCGAAUGUCGCUGCAACUGGCUCUCACGCAGUUGGAAAGUUUGGCGGAGAUGCUGAACGAGAGGAAGAGAGAAGCGGAGCAAUUCCAAGCGUUCAAGGAUAUGUUACGUCACGUUUCCGGCAAACUAUCCCAUCGACCGCUCUCAUCGUCCUCUAGGUAUCUCAUCAGGGAGGACAAUGUCACGCAGCUCGAAUUUAAUCAAAACGGCAUGAUCACAAAAUCAAAAUCGCGAAGACUGUUGCUUCUCAAUGAUUUGGUAGUGUGCGUUUCGGUAACGCAAAGGUCGGCGGAAGACUUUUCUGGCAGCGAGCGACUGUCUUUAAAGUGGACGUAUCCGGUGUCGGACAUUGAGAUACAAGACACAAGCACGUCUCCCACGCUCAGUCGAUUAUUAACGGCGGGACUGAACAAAGGUGGCAGUUUGAAAUCGGACAGGAGUGGCGAGAGUGGACAAGCGGGAGCCGACAGCCUCUGCGCCGAGAUGAACGAUCUGAUGCACGACUAUGAAGUCAUGUCGAGGAUCAGUGACUUGGUUGCUCAGCUCAAGGGCUCUUACGAUGGAAUGACGCCGGAAGCGGUAAAGCAAACACUACAUGGUAUCCAAUCAUCGAUACAAGCGAAAGAUGAGGAGAUGGUCUGGGCGGACAGCUGCUGCCUGCAGCUGGUGACGAAGCAAGGACAGAUGUACACCUUCCAAACGGAGAACCCACUCGUGAAGAAAGACUGGAUAACGGAACUUAGAUUAGCGCAAUUAGCACUAGAUCCAAACAACUCGCCAUCAUGGGAAGUGCCAGAGCAAGAACAAAGGCCCUCCACGAAAAUGCCGCUCUUUGUCACUUCGCAACCCGUCUACCACUCGCAACAUCAGUCUGAAGUACGUUGCGGAUGUUACUACGUCACACAAAAUCCAAGACCAACGAGACGACGAGGUAGACAUCAGAGCUACUUGUGGAUUUGCACCGACGACGGCGUAUCCACGCAUGUCACAGUGUUCGGACAAUCUACAACAGCCACUGCAACGUCUCUCAAGCAGAUAACGUCAUUCGAUCUCGUGGAAACGCGCGUCGCAGCUGCCGAAUUCGUUAAAGGUAUUGGUAACGAGCACUCGAGUUUGGCUGGCGACCUCGUCUGGAUGGGCACUGAUUCGCGUAAAGUCAUCGUCUACACGGCAGCCGAACCCGAGAAACAAGAAGAGCUAGGCAGCUAUCCAGUUUCCGGACCAGUCAUCCAAAUCAAGUACUACUACGACAAUGUGUUUGUUGCGCUGGGCACGGGCUCGUUGCUCAUGUUUAAACGACAGUACGAUAGCACGUGGAACUUAAAGGAUCCGAUGGUCAUCUCGCUUGGCAACUAUGCAGUUUCAUGCCUCAUGCCCAUUAAUUCGUCGGUGUACGUAGCCUGCGGCAAGAAAGUUUGGGUGUUGAAUGCCAUUACUGGUGAAAAUACCAAGAGCUUUAGUGCUCAACACGAACACGUAGGCAACGUUAAGCUCAUGGCCCACUCGGGUGUUGGCCUUUGGGUAGCUCUCAAGAACUCGAGCACCGUUUGUCUCUACCACACAGAAACUUUCAAGCACCUACAGGACAUCAAUAUUGCUUCAAACGUGCUUCGGAUAAUAAAGUCCGGUGGCUGCAUUAACAACAGCAACAGCGGUGACUCUCUCAACAACAACCAGUCGGCUGUGACGGUAACCUCGUUGAUGGCUUGCAAGGGCUUGUUAUGGGUUGGUACGAAUGUCGGCAUCAGCUUGACUAUUCCACUGCCGCGUUUAGAGGGUGUGCCGAUUAUCAGUGGCAGAGUUAAUAUCUCCUAUCAUGCUCACUUUGGUCCGGUCACAUUCCUACUCGCCAUACAGAACAGCAAAAGCAGUGCAGGCCUAUCAAAAGAAGAAGAGCCUGAGGAAGAACAAGUGCAGCUGAGAAAUAAAGAUCCGGAUCAGAACGGACAGGCUCAAAAGUCACGCGGUGAUCGGGCGAGUCUCGAUGCUUCGUCGGCUUCCAGCAUGUCGGCGAAUAUGCUCAAGUUUAAACAGCAACUUACCAAUAGUCCUGUAAUGUUAAGGCGUAAGCGAAGUAAGGAAAACGAGUAUAGAGGAUCGAAGACUUUACCUCGUGGAUUGGGUUGCGGAGGUGGUUUCCUCUCGAGCUCUAUGUCGAGCUCCCAAAGUUCAGGAGAGAACUGCGACGUAUACGGCCUAUACGGUGAACUCAUGUACGUAAAGGAUUAUGAGAACGAGAGCGGUACCGUCGUCGAUCCAGUCUACGAAACACUGAGGCGCAGUGACCCUGAACUCGCUCUACCAAACAAAGUCAGUACCCUCGAUCGCCGACUGAAAAUGAAAAUCACGAGGCCGCGAUCACUAGACCUAUCGAACUGGUCUGUCGACUCGCAUGCCAGCUCACUCUACACGUCGUCGGGCUCCGAAGAAAAUCUGUCUUUGAAAACCGGCAAGCUUUCUCGUAAUAGUAGCACCGCCAGUCGAAAUGGUCCACAACACGAACAUCUGGUCGUCACAAACAACGUUAACAAUACCUCUGCGAACAUCCAGGAGAACAGGACAAUGAAUAAACAAAAGCAGGCAAAUAAAAAGGGCAACAAAUCGCAGAUAGAUCAACCAAGGCGAACCGUGCUGACGUUGAUGGGUGGCCGAGGCUACGUGAAUUGGAGGCACGUAGGGGCACAGAAGGAGGAUAAAAAUCAAAAAUCGACGUACGCCUUCAAAGAUCCUAACAGUAAUGAUGCACACAUCGUACUUUGGGAAAUGAAAUUAUGAUACCGAAUCAAAGUAGGCCUACUUUACUGGUACCAAAAAGAGGCAUUAUUUACUUUCCUAAUGAUAUAAGUGCUAUAAUAGUGUUAAUGGACCAAAUAAUCGAAACGCGCAGUCGAAUCCACAAACGUUUUUUCCUCCCUUCCUUCGUUUAUCAAACUUUGUUAUUAUUAUUUUAUAAUCAUGCUCUGGCUACGUGUACUAUAAUUUAAUUUUUUUCGGAGGUACUGCUUGGGAGUACCGACGGUUGCUUAGUCAUCAUUGAGGAAAAAAACACGGAUAACGGAUAAAAAUGGAAGUAGAUCGUUGUAGUUUGUAUACAUAGUAAAUAUCGAGAAAACAUUUUCAAUAAAGCACUGAAUACGUUAUAAACAAUAUUAUUGAAGUUAAUAUUGGUAUUUUUUGAAUUUGGUGCUUAAGUUGAAUAAACCGCACAGCUUUUCAUUUUUAACCUUUAUGAGUUUGAUUGCAGAUUUCUGCAAUUGGAAAAAUUGUUUUUUUUUUUUUUUUGAACGAAAUUUAUUUACAUUGAUAAUGCUAAUUUUAACUUGUGGUAUAUAUAGUUGAGUUGAUCCUCAGCCUUCUGAAGUUGUUUGAUAUAGUGAAUCUCUAUGUUUUUAUAAGUGAUAGUGAAAUGUAAAGAACACUCUUAAAGCGUUAUGCUGUUAUAAUUAUCAAUUGUAUAAACCAAAUUAGUUUUCUUGGUUUCGACAGUGUGCAUCUUGCUCGAUCGUUGACAAUGAUGCCAAUAGAACAUUUAUUUAGAAAGCGACAUAGUUCUUCCAUCUUUUGUAUACUGUAACAUUUAUUAUUGUAUAAAUCGUGAUUUACAGACAAUAUAUUUUAAUAUCUAUUACUCGCACGGAAAAAGUAUACAUAUAUUAUAUACGUUAUACUGCUGUACGUUUUAUAAAUUUUUCAAUUAUUUACUACUUUUUUAAAAUAAAUUAUAAAUAUUUGAUCAAAAUUUUUAUUAUUAUCAAACAGUGUAACGCGCUUGC
Phymastichus coffea is the source of this 5302-nucleotide messenger RNA. RefSeq names its product rho guanine nucleotide exchange factor 10-like protein. The transcript is spliced from 11 exons. Gene Ontology annotation, molecular function: guanyl-nucleotide exchange factor activity; protein binding. Gene Ontology annotation, biological process: actin cytoskeleton organization; positive regulation of stress fiber assembly. The coding region runs from base 204 to 4304 and encodes 1366 amino acids. The record is from RefSeq and is a predicted model, not a curated record. Lineage: Eukaryota; Metazoa; Arthropoda; Insecta; Hymenoptera; Eulophidae.